Molecule: messenger RNA, 3352 nt
Organism: Boleophthalmus pectinirostris (great blue-spotted mudskipper)
Lineage: Eukaryota; Metazoa; Chordata; Actinopteri; Gobiiformes; Gobiidae
Gene: xxylt1
Product: xyloside xylosyltransferase 1
Exons: 5
Coding region: 664-1875 (403 amino acids)
Molecular function (GO): UDP-xylosyltransferase activity
Source: RefSeq, a predicted model, not a curated record
AAAUACGCUUAUAUAUAUGUAUAUAUAUAUAUUUUUUUUUCGUUAUGGGUUUAGAUGUUAAAUAACAAUACGUAUAUAGUGAGUGAAUGGACUAACUCUUUUUUCUAUCAGAGGAACAAAAAAAUAAUAAUAAUAAUUAUAAUGAUAAAAAAUAAAGACGACAAGCGUGAUGACCUCUGUGGGCGGGGCCAUAUUUAUGUCAGAGGCUGCUAUGUUGCUAACUCUGCAGGCAUUAUCAUGCGAGUGUUUUUUAGAGCAGUUUGCCAUCGUUUGGAUCUAUAACAAUGAAUAUGCAGAGACCGAAACUAGUCAUCCAUAGGUAACAUGCAUUUGGUUUGGUGCUUGCAUUUGACAUAAUAUAAAUUGACGGGGGUUUAAUCUAAGCGCUGGUCCUCGGUUAGCAUCCCUGGGAGCCUUGUGCAUGUCAACAGGUUGUAUUGUGCCAUCCUGUUCCACUUUCUUUUUGCUAGUCAAAGCAGAUUUAGAUUUUUCCUAUAAAAUGCACAGGUAAAAAUUUCCAAAUUAUGUGAUCAAGAUGCCCAUGAGAAGUAGACAUCUCCAAGUAAUGGUCUGUGAAUGGAAAUGUAUGCAGGGCUGAUUUAAGCAACAUGGUAAUCCAGUCUUCUUUCAUUCCACCCUUCUCAUGACAUCUAUAAAGAAGGAAUGGGCAUCCUCAGAUUUGUGGCCAGAAUCAUGGGAAGGAUCAGUACAUUUAGAUCCUAUCAGUUUGUGGUUCUUCUGGCUGCUGCUCUGGCUGUUGUAGCCUUUUACUACUUUGGCACAGAGAGGCAAAACUUUUCCACCACUACCAAACGUAUUAAACAAACCCAAGCGAACCAUAACUCCAACAGGAACGAUGCAGAUCUAACUGUGGACACCAAAUUCACCCCUUCAUCGGGAUCUGUGGAGCAUGGAGUUGAACGCAAUGGAGAAGCAAGAAAUCCACAGACUGAAACCGGGAAAAGGAACAGUGUGAUAGCUGGCCAACAUUACCAUGCGCUAAUGAUGUUUACUAAAGUGGAUAAGAGUCGGAGCCUGCAGGAUAAGUUCAAAGUGGCCAUGUUAUCAAUGGUAAAGCAUGCGCACUUUGAGGAUGGUGAAGUACUAGUCCUACAUUUUGUCAGUGACCCAGCGAGCCAGGAAUUGGGGAAAAGCAUGCUUCAGGAAUUUUUAAAAGAUGCAACAUUUAAAUAUGAGGUGUUAUUUCACAAUGUGGUGGAUCUCACACAUAAGCUGUUCCCCAUCGUGGAGGCCAUGCAGAAGCACUUCAGCGCCGGGUCUGGAGCAUACUACAGCGAUGCCAUCUUCUUCCUCUCUGUGGCCAUGCACCUCAUCAUGCCUCAAAAUCUAACCCGCAUUGUGCAGCUUGACCUGGACCUUAAAUACAAGACCAACAUCAGGGACCUUUUCCAAGAAUUUGACCACUUUCCACGUGAGGCUGUAAUAGGCAUUGCCAGAGAGAUGCAGCCUGUGUACAGGCACACUUUUUGGCAGUAUAGAAAGGAGAACCCUCAGACCAAAGUAGGCGAGCCCCCUCCUGACGGCCGGCCGGGGUUCAACAGUGGAGUGAUGUUACUGGACCUGGGAGCCAUGAGGACUUCAGCUUUGUACAACCAGCUCCUGCAGCCCAAUAAUGUGGCCAAGCUGACAGAGCAGUACCGCUUCAGGGGUCAUCUUGGGGACCAGGACUUCUUCUCCAUGAUUGGGAUGGAGUACCCAGAGCUUUUCUAUCAUCUGGCUUGUGGCUGGAACAGACAGCUGUGCACCUGGUGGAGGGACCAUGGCUACGGAGAGGUGUUUCAUAUGUACUUCCGCUGUGAGGGGCCGGUCUAUAUUUACCAUGGCAACUGUAAUACACCCAUACCUAAUGACUGAAAACACUGACAUUACUAUGAAAACUGGAGCUCUAGUAGUCAUUUUUGAGUAACUGACCAAAUUUGUUACUGGUAAACAAAUUCAUUUAUAAAGAUUAUAAGUAUUUGUAGAGAAUGUAGCAGGAAAAUGUGGCAUGGAUCAAGUUAGCUGAGCUAGAGUUUUGGGGAAUAUUAAGAUGCCGUUUACUCGGACCACUCUGUAUACAUAUACAUUUUUGCGAAAGAUUGCAAUCAUUUUGAAAGGUUUUGUCAGGGUUACACCAUGCCCCCCUUUUAGUAGAUUAACUAGAAUUUAUUUAGUUGACUACUUGUAAGGCACAAAUGUGUAUAACUUAUUCAAAUACACCUUUUUUCAUCUUUUUCAUGGUAGGGAAACUGUAUGGUUUGUGUAUAUUGUCCUACAUAUACUCAAAGUACUUUUCAUAACCUUGGUUUACUUUUUACUAUAUCCACUGAUGAAUAAAGAUUUUAUAACAAGGCCGUAGCAGCACUGAUAUAAUAAUAAUCCAUUACAAUAGUCUGAAAGCCAUUCCAUUUUCCACUUCCUCCAUUUCCUUUUAGUAAUCCAUGCUUAUUUUCUACAUCCCAUAUUCUCUCUGCAUCUCCUCUUGUCAACACCAAACAAGAUCCUAACAGGGGUCUAAUCUCAUUUUUUGCUCUUUAGUAACCCCACCAUGUUCAUUUAAAAAGUAGGGAUUUUGUUGUGUUUUUCCAUUCCAGGUGGGAUUUCAGAUUUUCUUUCUUUAUCUCCUCUAAGUAGAAUUUCACUCUAAAAAUACCAAUGUGUUGGAAGUAGGUGAAGAUUGGGUCAAGACAUAGAUGGCUUUUUCUAUUCGAUCUGUAGUUACUCUGAGGUUGCCAGACAAACAAUGGGGAAACAACAAGUGCACGUUUUCCGAUCGAGUGACACAGUUGUCGGCGUGACCCACUUUCUCCAAACACUGGCCUUGAUCGCUAAAUGAAUACUGCAAUUCCAAGAAAUGUCAACGGUCAAUAAGGAUAAAGGGGUGCUCACUCUGACACGCACAACUGUAGACAACGGAAUAAUGCACAGUGCCAUCACUGGACUGGGAAAUGCAAAACUCAAGAAUAAAUGUUAUUCCAAAAUCAAUACUUUAUCCUUUAGGUAGUUAGUUCAUCUGGAAGGGGAUCAAAACAGCUCAAUACGUCUGCAAGUCUGUGAAUGUAAAUGAACCAUAAUAUCUUUAUAAACUAUGUACAUAGAUGAGAUUAGAAGAGAUGAUUUACUUUUUGUGAGUGCACUUUGAAGACCUACAAAGGACUGUAUGUUUUAGCUGUUUUGGGAGCUUAUGACUCCUAUUCCAAUUUAUAUAUUUUUUUUUAUUUUCUACUGGAUAUGACUUUUUUAAUGAUUCUUUAAUACACAAAAUUCCACUGAAAAAAAUCAUAAUGUAAAUUGUCCCUUGUCUUAUUAUUUGAUGUUUGUCUGUUUAAAGAAAUAAAUACCGUACUAAGAA